Messenger RNA from Tetranychus urticae (two-spotted spider mite), 608 nucleotides. RefSeq lists its product as uncharacterized. NCBI's taxonomy places the organism in Eukaryota, Metazoa, Arthropoda, Arachnida, Trombidiformes, Tetranychidae. The record is from RefSeq and is a predicted model, not a curated record.
AAUAAAAAUGAAGAUAUUGGGUGAUGCCACUUAUGAUAUUGUAAUUGAUUGGCUUGAUGACGAUUUUCACCCUGAUGUUCAAGUAAAGAGACAGUUGGCAUCAAUCACAAAAAUACCAUUUAAAUGCAUAAAACAGGUUCUUUUCAUUCCUGAUGAAACAUAUUGGAAUCGCAACAUUGAUGAGCUUGAAAAAUGGACCAGGAAAUCUACAUUUAUGGCUAGAUUCUAUGGACAUCGCUAUGUAAUGCGGUUUCAUCUCCAUUUUGAAGGCGAUAAUUUCUAUUUUAGAUACAUGUUGUUGGGUGAACAACUUGUUGAUGAAAAUGAAUGUAAUCUUAGCCUUUGUCCAUUCAUGAACAAUAUUACCUGUUUAAAGACAGCGGCCAAAUUAGUUAAUAAUACUGAAUUGAUGGCGAAAUUGAAACAGGAAUGGCUGCCAAUCUACCAGCGCUAUGGGCAUUUCGGCUAUCAAAUAGUCGCCCCGUUUUUACGACGACACAACGUGCUGCAUUUUGAAAGUCAGCAUUGCAGAUUACAUGGAAUGGACAAUGGCGUAAAUUAUGAACCUUAUUUGCGAACUUAUGGUUAAUUUCAAAAUCAAUAAGACU